Molecule: messenger RNA, 819 nt
Organism: Etheostoma cragini (Arkansas darter)
Lineage: Eukaryota; Metazoa; Chordata; Actinopteri; Perciformes; Percidae
Product: mixed lineage kinase domain-like protein
Exons: 9
Coding region: 55-819 (254 amino acids)
Biological process (GO): protein phosphorylation
Cellular component (GO): plasma membrane
Molecular function (GO): ATP binding; protein kinase activity
Source: RefSeq, a predicted model, not a curated record
UUGGAGAGAUUGCUCAGGGAGCAUCAAAAGGAGUUGCAGAAGAAACUAGAAGCCAUGCAAAAGGAAUGUGAGUCCGUUGGUGUCAAGGUGGACAAGGUUCUGGCGAUCUUGGAAAAGAAAAGCAUUCCCGAUGUAGACAUCCGGAUGAUCAAACCAGAAGAGCUGACCUACACUGAUUUCCCCAAAGUGCCCUUCAUAACAACAGAAACAUCAGAGAUGUACAGAGGAAUGUACCGUGACUUCCCGGUGGCCAUCAAGAGAUACACUGAGACUCUACAUACCAGCAUAAGCUACGUGGAGAAGAUUUUCAAGAAGGAGGUUGAAACCAUGAAGCGGUUUGAGUCGCCCAACAUCCUGCGAAUGUUUGGCAUCAGUGUGGACAAGGAGGGACCCAACCCUCAGUUCCUCGUCAUCAUGGAGUACUGUGAGAUGGGAAAUCUCCGUCAGGUUCUGGACACUAAAAGCCUCAAACUUUCCUGGACCACGAGAGCUCGUAUGUGUCGGGACGCGGCGCGAGGACUCUACAGGCUGCACCAAUCUGAAGAACAAUUUAAGGUUCAUGGAUCCAUCAACAGCAGCAAGUUCCUGGUGUCUGAAGGCUUUGUAGUCAAGCUGGGAGGCUUUGAGCUGGCAAAAACUGAGACGUCACUGAGAAAGACAACAAAGGAAAAUGCGUCCAGGUCUCUGGCCUACUCUUCUCCGCAGAUGCUCCUCGAUAUCAACCACAAGUACAGCAAAGAGUGCGAGAUUUACAGGUCAGAUACAAACCAGGAUUUUGUUACCAACAGCUUCCUUAAAGUUCAAUUAAAGAAGAAGUAA